Molecule: messenger RNA, 4294 nt
Organism: Cyprinodon variegatus (sheepshead minnow)
Lineage: Eukaryota; Metazoa; Chordata; Actinopteri; Cyprinodontiformes; Cyprinodontidae
Gene: galnt9
Product: polypeptide N-acetylgalactosaminyltransferase 9
Exons: 11
Coding region: 762-2576 (604 amino acids)
Cellular component (GO): Golgi apparatus
Source: RefSeq, a predicted model, not a curated record
CGGAGCAGAGCGGCUGAGCAGAGGAGGGACAACAAACCUCACAGCCCGGCUGCAUUUCUCCCACCAACGAAGUGCGACUUUGUCAUUUAAGGGCAAAUCUGCCCUCCAUCCAUCUCCAGGCUGCAGCGGCGACGAAGGGAUGCUGCGAUUUACGGACUGGGGGAGGUGAGAAACAGAAAAGCAAGGGAGAGAUAGGGAAACACCGCCUCUUCUCUCUCUUUUUUUAAAGCGAGCCCAUAUUUAUUGGACGCACCUCGGGUUCAUAUCUGAAGAGCGGGAGGGAUCGAGUGACCGCCACCGUCUUCUUUCCAAAUAUGCAAAAGAAAAACACAGAGAGGAAAUGCUUCAGAACAAGCAGCCAUACCAUUUUGGUACCUUUAUGAUGGAGGAAACAUAUCAGGGUUAACAAAGCUUGCAGCUUCCCAUGUUGCGGGGGAGAGAUGUUUUGCAACUGUCGUCCGCUGUUUAGAAGAGGUAUGCAUCCCAUGGCAUCAUCCUUCGCCUGUAACGCGUAACUCAGGCAGCUGCGCUCUGGAGGAGCAUGUAAAGCUGUUCCUGCUGAAGCCAGUGAUAAAGAAACCGUACUCCGGCUGGAGCAGAGCAACCUUUUCCUCCGGUCCUGAACUUCCGUGAGAUGACUCUGAGCGGAGCCUCCUGAGCUGUCCGCGGUGCUGAAUGAGCCAGUCAUCACAAAAAGCUGCUCUACGCAUGGACAACUGCUGGGCUUGACUGAGUCAGCCAGACCAGUAUUCCCUUCUUUCAUGGCUGUGGCACGGAAAAUCAAAACUUUGCUGACCGUCAACAUCCUUGUGUUCGUGGGGAUCAUCCUGUUCUCGGUGUACUGCAGGAUUCAGGACCGAUCCGAGGAGCUGAUCCAGCUGGGGCGCCUCUCUGACCAGAGGCUGAGAGCCAGGAAUGGAAAAGUUUCCAACUCGGUGGACAGGCAGUCUAUUCUUCAGCGGCUGGAAAGGCUGGAGGAUGUGGUCUACAAUCAGUUAAACGGUCUGGCGAAGCCAAUGGGGCUGGUGGAGGGACCCGGCGGCCUUGGCCAGGGGGGAGCAGCUGCCACUCUCGGGGGGGAUAGCCACGAUGCAGAGGGGAAGUACGAGGAAUAUGGCUAUAACGCUCAACUGAGUGACCGCAUCUCCCUUGACAGAAGCAUUCCUGACUACAGACCUAAAAAGUGUAAGCAGCUGACGUACCCAGAGGACCUUCCACAGAUCUCGGUUGUCUUUAUCUUUGUGAACGAGGCGCUGUCAGUGAUCCUCCGCUCCGUCCACAGCGUGGUCAACCACACACCAGCACACCUGCUUAAGGAGAUUAUUCUGGUAGAUGACAACAGUGACAGUGUGGAGCUGAAAUUUAACCUGGACCAGUACGUGAACAAACGCUACCCAGGCCUGGUGAAGAUUGUGAGGAAUAACAAGCGGGAGGGUUUGAUCCGAGCCAGAAUCCAUGGCUGGAAUGCUGCCACAUCACCUGUUGUCGGUUUCUUCGAUGCUCAUGUCGAGUUCAACACUGGAUGGGCUGAACCCAUUCUGACCCGGAUGAAGCAGGAUCAUACUCGCAUUAUUCUACCUGCCAUAGACAACAUCAAGUACAACACCUUUGAGGUGCAGCAGUAUGCCAACGCCGCCCACGGCUACAACUGGGGUUUGUGGUGCAUGUACAUCAUCCCCCCACAAGAGUGGCUGGACAAGGGCGAUGAGACAGCCCCUAUCAGGACUCCAGCUAUGAUUGGGUGCUCCUUUGUGGUUGAUCGGGAAUACUUUGGUGAGAUUGGCCUGCUUGAUCCAGGCAUGGAAGUAUAUGGAGGCGAGAACAUCGAGCUGGGAAUGCGGGUUUGGCAGUGUGGAGGGAGCAUGGAGGUCCUGCCUUGUGCCAGAGUUGCCCAUAUUGAGCGCACCAAGAAACCCUACAACAACGAUAUAGACUACUACGCGAAACGCAAUGCCCUGAGAGCGGCUGAAGUGUGGAUGGAUGAAUACAAAUCCCACGUCUACAUGGCCUGGAACAUUCCCAUGAAUAACCCAGGAGUUGAUUUUGGAGAUGUCUCAGAGCGUGUGGCCUUGAGGAAAAGGAUGCAAUGUCGGAGCUUUCGCUGGUACCUAGAGCACGUCUACCCAGAGAUGCGGAUCUACAACAACACCAUCACAUACGGCGAGGUGAGAAACAGUAAAGCCAGUGGUUACUGCCUUGACCAAGGCUCAGAGGACGAUGACAAAGCCAUCCUCUACCCGUGCCAUGGCAUGUCCUCCCAGCUUGCCCGCUAUUCUACCGAAGGUCUUCUCCAGCUUGGACCCUUGGGGUCAACCACAUUCCUUCCCGAUACAAAAUGUCUCAUAGAUGAUGGAAGAGGACGUACCCCAAGUCUGAAAAAAUGUGAUGCUGUUUCAAGGAUUUCCCAAAGGCUUUGGGACUUUACACAGAAUGGCCCAAUUAUCAACAGAGACACUGGUCGGUGCUUGGAAGUUGAGAUGUCCAAAGAUGCCAACUUUGGGCUUCGUCUUGUGGUGCAGAGAUGUUCUGGUCAGAAGUGGAUGAUUCGAAACUGGAUCCGGCAUCCCAGGCACUAAGGAAACACAGUCAUUUCUGAGACAUUUUGGCCAGAAUUUCCAGUUGCAGCGAACUGUUAAGAGAGGAGGAGGAACUGAAGCACCCCUGUAAGGUGUAGGAUUUCCCCCUAUAAACUACAAAGCACGCUGACCUUCACCUGGGCAACGAUGAGUCUUAAAAAGGAACAUGAUCAAUUUAUCCCCCCCACUGAGUUCUGUCCUCUCACCACACCUUCAGGCAAGCUGCACAGUUUGAAAUGGCCAUGGUUUCUAGCAUUCAGCCAUAUGUAUAGAGCACAUUCCUUUUGUGCAAUCCGGCUCAAUAUUCUACAGUAGUGACUCUACUGUAAAACUAUUCCUUCUUAAUGGAAAAGAAGACAUGUGGGGAUUUCUGGGUCUAUUGACUUUCACAAGGUGUACUGGGGUAAAUUAGGAGAGAUAAUUGUCAUCAAUGACCAGAUGAAACCAGAUCUUUUGGGAGUAAUUUGAGCAAGUAGCUGUGGACAUAAUGUGCUGCCCUGGCAGGACAUGUAAUAGGCUUCACACCGGCUGGCAAUUGUCCAAUUAAAAUGAACUUCACUUAUUCUCACACAAACCACAACACGUCUUUGUUUCUGUGGACUGUAUGGCUCACUGUGGACGAAAGCAAUCAUGUGCCUUUUGUUUAUUAAUUUUCAGCUUCAUGUGACCAGAGAAUGUCAGCCCCCAAAAGCAUGUAUAAAGCUAUUUGAAAAAUAAUGGUCAAAUAAUGUAUAAAGCUGUUUAACGAUAGUAAUUUAUUGUAAAAAUGAAAUAAAAGUGGAAAAAUUGAUGGAAAUCAUCUUAAAGCAAUUAGAAUAUUAAAAUACCAUUUUCUAGCUGUCUUUCUUUCUUUUUCAAACCCUACAUCAACACAUAAACAUUUAUUGCUAGGUUUUUACCACACUUUGUGCUGUUAUUGCGUUCAGUAAAUGCCUGCAUUACCUUUUGUACUCUUGCAAUACCAGCUGCCAACAUUGAUGGAACAAUUGCUCGUCUCUCCUUGAGGGCUGCAGUUACAAAUAGCUCAAGUCUCCAUCAUGUUUGUGUCCCUCUGCUCUAAUUGGAUCAAAUCAUAAACUGGAAAGUUGUUCUUCAAAAAGGCAUUCUCAGAGAUUCAGUGACUGUUCUCAUAGAGAAGUGUCUAUUUCCCCCAGGUACAGCCAAAAUAGGGCAGAUUGGGGGAGGAUGACUAAACGAUCCCCCCAUCCCCUGAGAUAGGAGACCACCAGCAGAUACUAGGAGUACCAUGAAUGGAUGUGAAGCAGAAACCUUGGAUGAAAUUUGACUGAAGCAAAAAUAUUAAAAACAUAUAACAAAUAAAGGAUAGAAGCAAAUAAACACACAGAAAGCAUUUCAGUUUAAGUGUUUUAAGAAAAUAAUCUUAAAAAGAGGGAAAUUAUGAUUGAUGUUGUAGAAGUGUUUUAUGUCAUAUAUUAUGAGGAAUAUUUUCAUUAGAAAAUCAGAUGAUCAUAGCUUUACAUUAUCUGACCCAAAGUACCGUAUAUGCUUUUCUGCCUCUACGACAUCUAAUCUUUGACCUGGUGAUAUUUUACUCUACUCUUUGCAGCUAGAACAGUUUCGGUUGAUCAAAGAAGGUUUUCCUUAAAAUGUGUUUAUGACGAUUUGUAACCACCUAUUCCGGGAGAGAAUUUGUGAGGUCCAACACUGAUUUUUGUCUACUGUGAUUCAUUCCAAAGGAAUCCUAUGCGGUUUAAUAA